Eublepharis macularius is the source of this 726-nucleotide messenger RNA. RefSeq lists its product as uncharacterized. Bases 1 to 720 code for a protein of 239 amino acids. The record is from RefSeq and is a predicted model, not a curated record. The transcript is spliced from 2 exons. Lineage: Eukaryota; Metazoa; Chordata; Lepidosauria; Squamata; Eublepharidae.
AUGGAUCGGCAGGAGGACCUGGAGGCUGCUGGGAGUGCUGCCCAAGUGGAGGAAGAGGUUGCUGAAGUGGCAGAGAUUCCUCAGAUCGCGGUUGCAGUGGAUCAGCCCGAGCAGGAGGGUGCUGUGGUUCGCUUUGGGAGGUGUCGGAUCCUCAUCUGCGGGCACAGCAUGAUCUUCUGGGCCGCCCAUCAGGCUAAGAGGACGCAUUUGGGGUCCCAGCUUGGCCUCAGUCGAUGGGCGCAAAUUGAGUGGCAGGGCCGUCGGGGCCUGCGGUGGCCGGGCCUGUUGCCUCUCUUGUUUGGGGGACGGUGUGCACCUCCCCCGCAUUUCUUAGUGAUACAUUUAGGUGGGAAUGAUUUAGGUUGGGUCAAAGGUAAGGCCCUUACGCUGCAGGCACAGGCCGAUUUAGAGUUUAUUGGGCAGCGUUGGCCCGGGGUCCUGAUAAUGUGGUCAGCCAUCCUCCCACGUCGUGUGUGGAGGGAGGCUUUGGAUCACGAAGGGGUCGAACGGGCUAGGCGGAAGGCCAAUAAGGCUAUGUUUAAGGCUUUGGGUGCAGGGCUGGGGGUCUAUUUGCCCCAUCCCCAGAUUAGGGACACGUAUGCUGACCUUUACCGGGGAGAUGGUGUCCAUCUGUCCUUUAAGGGCAAUGAGAUCUUUUUGAAUGACUUGCGGCAAGGGUUGUGGUUAGCCCUGCAGGAGAUGUGGGGCGUUAGGGCCUAAGCAGAG